Molecule: messenger RNA, 1792 nt
Organism: Chelonia mydas (Green sea turtle)
Lineage: Eukaryota; Metazoa; Chordata; Testudines; Cheloniidae
Gene: SEBOX
Product: SEBOX homeobox
Exons: 3
Coding region: 168-950 (260 amino acids)
Molecular function (GO): DNA binding
Source: RefSeq, a predicted model, not a curated record
CUGGGCUGGGGCGGGCAGCCCGCGGGUGUCAGACGGCGGCGGGAUCAAAGCCCUGGGCGGUCCCAGACCCCUGGGAGCUGCUGGCCGGGGAGGGGGAGCGGAGCAGGGGAUAAAAGGCCCGGGGAGCCGCCGGGCGGCCGCGCUGAGCCGCAGCCCCCGGCAGGAGAAUGAGCGGGGCGGGACCCGCACCCGGCCCGCGCCGCUUCCUCAGCCCGCGACUCUUCUUCCCCGACGGAGACUCCAGCCGCUGCCCGCCGCCCGCCCGGGGCAGCCCCCUGGCCCGCCGGCCCGAGCCCCGAGCAGGGAGCCGCCCGGAGCCGGAGCGGGGCGCGGGGGGCUGCCCGGCGGGGCCCCGGCGGAGGAAGCGAACCACGUUCAGCCGGGGGCAGCUGUGCGAGCUGGAGCGGGUGUUCGCCGCGCUGCCCUACCCCGACAUCGGCACCCGCGAGCGCCUGGCCGAGCGCACCCAGCUGCCCGAGGCCAAGAUCCAGGUCUGGUUCCAGAACCGCCGCGCACGGAGGAUCAAGAGCGGGAAGCUGGAGCGGCCGAGCUGCGGGGGGGCUCUGGCCAGUAAACCGCCCCCCUCCUGCCCCCCACCGCCGCAGGGCAGCUCCCUCCUGCCCCAGUGCCCAGGGGCCAGAAGCCAACAGGUGCCCGAGCCCCGCCUGCGGGACAGCUCCCCCCAGAGGUGCCCGGGCCCAGCGCUGCCCAGCCUGGGCUCUGCCUUCCAGGGCCAGCUCCUGUGGGAGGACAGCUGCCAGCCCCGCUGCGGCCAGGGGGGAGCCCAGUGGUCACUGGCCAGCCCCAGCCAGGCGGGGGUGCAGGGAGCAGAGCCCAGGGCUGGUGAGGGGCUCCCCUACUGGGACAUGUUCCCUGCACAGACCUCCCUAGGGUACAUCUCAGACCUCAUCUACAACGCGGCCAUCGUCACCAACCUGGGCGAGCCCUAGGCGUGGGCCCGGCCGAGGCGGGUGCUGCAGGGGGCAACCAUCAGGCCUGGCACCUUGAGCUCCUCUGAAGUUUGGUACUGAGCAGCUGGCACCAGGCACUGCUGGGCUCUGUGCUGGGCAUUUGGACCUGCGGUGCCAGCUGGAAACUGCUGCCCAUGGCCAUGGGGGCAAACCCAGCUAGCGAGGCCAGGCUGCCAUGGGAGGAGCAGCUGCCAACCUGGAAACGGCCCUUAGCUGUGUCAGCUCCCUGCUGCUAGGCUCCCAACCCCCACUCCAUCUAACCACUAGCCUGAAUGGCAGCUGGGCCCUGGAGUCUCUGGGUUGCCACAGGACAUGGAGGGUUAAGUGUCUGAACCCCUGCGGUGGUACCUGGCUGAAUUAAUCUGGAGGGAGGCUCUGCUCCCAGGGUGUGCAGCGGGGUGACCUCUGGCUCUUGGCUUUCUUGGGUGUGUGCUUCCAAAGCAAUUCCGUAACAAUAAUAAAUGGGUGGCCAUGCCCCCUCCCCAGCUUAGCACUGUAAUUUUCAUUAGAUCGGAAGUAUUAUUGCACUGACUCCUUAAGAUCUUUGCAAUACCAUCCAAUAUCCUAAAUGCAGGUCUGUGCAGCGGGCUGGCAAAGUGGGGCUGCAGCCCGGUCCUGCAUAUCACAAUCAGUGGUAAUACCAACUAAUCUUUCAAAAAAAUACCUUAAUCUCAGGCUGUAUUUGCAAAUGAUUGUGGCCGGGCCCCCCCACGGAAUUUAUCUACAUUACCUAAUCCCGGCACCAUGUAACAUUUCCAGGUUACAAAAUAGAUUUGCACAUAUCAGAAAUAUUAAAGCGUGUUUUUAGAAGGGGCUUAGCA